Messenger RNA from Daphnia carinata, 1028 nucleotides. RefSeq names its product carbonyl reductase [NADPH] 3-like. NCBI's taxonomy places the organism in Eukaryota, Metazoa, Arthropoda, Branchiopoda, Diplostraca, Daphniidae. The transcript is spliced from 4 exons. Gene Ontology annotation, molecular function: carbonyl reductase (NADPH) activity. The record is from RefSeq and is a predicted model, not a curated record. The coding region runs from base 47 to 937 and encodes 296 amino acids.
ACAUACAGUGAUUUAUUUUGUUGUUGCAAUCUCGGACAGAAGAAACAUGGUCGGAUCCCGUGUUGCAGUGGUUACUGGAGCAAACCAAGGCAUUGGCUAUGCAACUGUUAAAGAACUAUGUAAAACGUUUAGCGGCUCAGUUUAUCUAACUUCUCGAAAUGAGAAUUUGGGUAGGGCCGCAGUCGAAGAACUUGGGAAGCUUGGCUUGCAUCCCAAAUACCACCAACUUGAUAUCGAUGACGAAUCCAGUGUUCUGCGGCUGAGAGACUACCUGAAAGCAACCUAUAGCGGUCUAGAUAUCUUGGUUAACAAUGCUGCGAUGUUAAUUUUGGCGAAAAAUGAAGAUUCACGAGAAUUGUUUACAGAAAACACGCGCUCCGUAGUGCAAACUAAUUUUUUCAAUACGCUUCGUGUGUGCAAUAUCCUUUUCCCCCUUCUGAGGCCUCACGCAAGAGUAGUCAAUUUAUCUAGCAGCAUGGGUCACAUUUCCCAGAUCGAGGGUCAGAGUGAGGCAGCCACCACAUUAAGAGCCAAAUUUUCUUCUCCGGAUCUCUCGUACGACGAGCUGUUGAAACUCAUGAACGAUUUUCUGGAUGCUGUGAAGCGAGGAGAUCAUUCGGAUUAUGGCUGGCCACAGAAAAACUGGGUCUCUUACAUUGCGUCUAAAAUCGCUGUAAGUGCGAUGACACGAAUCCAACAACGUGAUUUCAAUGUUGAUCCACGUGAAGACAUAAUCGUUAAUCACGUCCAUCCUGGCUACGUCAAUACGAAAAUGGCGUCCUUUAAAGGGGUGUUAACAAUUGAACAAGGUGCUGCUGCUCCGUCGUGGUUGGCCAUGUUGCCACCCAACGACGCCACAAAUCCGAAAGGAGCUUACGUUUGGCACGAUAAGACCAUCGUCGAUUGGGUAAAUGGGCUACUUCCGGCGCAAUAUUAAUCAAUUUCUUAUGAAUGUUUCCCAGAAUACUUAUAAGCUACACCGUAUUUUACCUUCAAGCAAUAAUAAAUUUGAAAGAACAUUUUCUAUA